UUGUCACUGCUCCUAGACACAGAGAAAUCAUUGCUUUCCUCACUCUCCGAACUGAGCCUCUCACACCAAAAAGUUUCAGACUGGACAUAAACCCUGUGACCUAGGUUUAGUUUAAAAUGUAAUGGAUCCUGCUGCUCACUGAGAUAUACUACACUAAAGUUCCUUCCUCAAAUCCUUUACUCCAUGUAUACUUCCUGAACCUUUCUCACCACUGUCAACUGGCAUAUUUUUCACCCCUUGUCAUGUAAUGGGCAGAGUCCAAGUGCCCUGCUUACAUCAUUCAUUGUUGUUCAGCUGUCGGUGUUGGUCUUUACACAACCAUGAUUAACACCUUCUGCUAAUUUGUUAUCUAAUGUGACACAUUCCAUAACUCUUACUAAAUAGCUCAGUAGAUAGUAUCAUACUUUGCUACCAAAGCCUCUAUCUGCACUCUUGACAGAGUGAUCUUGAUCCUUGACUUAUUCUUUUCACCUACAUUAGCAUCCCUAGACAAGUUCCUCACUGAGUAGUCUCUACUCUUCUACUGCUUCCACCAUACACCCCACUCCUUUCCUGCUCUUGAUACACUGUCAUGUGGUCCACCUUCAUCGUGCAGGACGAGGAGGUCAGGUCCACAGCCAUAUCUGGCAGAGGUGCUGAAGCAUUAGCAGGAAUGUUAGGUGUGCAAAGUGGUGGAUGCAAGCGGCGGACAAGAGCACCCUCAUCUUCCCUAAAUGACCAUCAGAAAGGCAAGAUCAAGUUGACAUUCUUUGUGGCCAUAGUGGGCAUCAUGCUGGCUGUCUUAGGGGUGGGUACAGAGUUCUGGGUAGAGCUGGCAUCGUCAAAAAGCAUUAACAACAAUGAGACAUGCCUUGCGGCACACUAUGGCCUGUGGAAAAGCUGUAUGAAGAGGCUCUGGGUUACUGAUGUUGACCCUGAGCGGGAAACCUGUGGACCUAUUGACCUACCUGGAGAAUCAAACUGCACCUAUUUCAAGAUUUAUACAACUGGAGAAAACACAGUCCUGUUUCACAAAAUACCAGCAAAGAAUUUGGCUGUAUCCUCUGCCAUGGUAGCGAUCGUCAGUCUUUUUCUGAUGGUGAUGGGAGCUGUUUGCAUUAUCAUGGCAUUAAGCAAAGGCGUGCAAUUUUUCCUGAAGCCAGCCUCAGUCUGUUUCACAGUAUCAGGUCUACUGGUUUUCCUGUCUCUCAUCAUUUUUCAUCAGUCAGUCCUUUCGCUUUUGGCAAGUGACCAUUCCAUACCAUUGCACCAUGAACUGUCGUGGUCAGUAGCAUGUAUGGGAUGUGCUGGCAUCUUACUAGUAGUUGCAGGGGUUUUAUUCCUUCUUCUUGCUCUGCCAUAUAGUUCUUGGGGAAAAUGUCUGCCUAACAGGAACACUGAUGGCUUGUGACACAGGCCCUUUGUAAACUUUGGUACUGAUAAAACUCACUUUUCAAUGCAGUAAACAAUCUGACUUUAUCUGAACGAAGCUCUUUGGGAAACAAACAAAAAAAUCAUGUCUUGGUUUGUUUUUGUCAGAUAAUGUGCAUUUAAGAGAUUAUGAUAGAGACUUUAUGAGAUUAAUGCAAAUAAUAUAAUAUAUACUGACAGGGGAGCCGCCAGAAAUUUUGGACCCCAUGAAAGAUUAGAAUUUUGGGUCCCCCAACUUUGCCCACCCUCAUCACAAUUGCACUAUUGUCAUUAUUUGACUUUUGAUAGCCCAUGGACCUUGAGUUUGUGACUUUGUUAUUACAUUUUAUGUAUUAACCUACCAGGGACUAGAUGAAAACUGGUCAGUGAGUAAUUCUGGUGCAUUUACAAUCACAAAUGAAAAUUCAAGAUUUUGCCACAUGCCUUCUUGUGCUAGGACAAUUGGUAGUGAAAUGUGUGAUGUGACUGCUAAUAAAUCAUAGAAAAAGUUUUCUACCCAGCAUCAAAAUAGCUAUGGAAAUCCCAUGGAUUGUUAUGUGUUAGGUAGAAAGCUGUGUGUACUGUUCUGCAAAAAGAAAUAUGUUCAAGCAUUUAUGAGUUGUAUUGCUGCUUACCUCCUUCUCCAAAGGGGGGUUCAGUGGUUUGGUAGGGCGGAGGUCCCCCUGAGGCUGAAUCUGUGCAUAUUUAGGGCACCCCAUUAGUUAUGAAACUGGUUAUUAGCACUAGUUAUUAGCACCAGCAUAACGUAAUAUUUCAUCUUGUUUAUCACACAAGUCAGUUCAGUUAUUAAAAUGGAAAAAAUGUCACUGUACAAACUGUAAAAGUGUUUCUCUUGAUAGGCUAAUCCAACCACGUUCAUACUGUUCAUUUACCAUUCGCUAAUAUUUUGAACACACAUGUGAGCGAUAGCUACCUUUCUUUGGGAAAAACUGAGUGACCAGUUGCCUGCCUCUCCGGUCCCUCUCAGCUUUCAGCUGCCUUUCUUUACGUUUUUGACAGCCACUCUUCAUAUUUAGCGAUCAUAGACUGUACGCACUCCACUGCUGGCUGGCUGGCUGCUGCACCGCGACACAACAGCAAGUAGCGUUGCACUGAUCAGCACACAGAUUUAACGCAUCGCGCUUCUACCAGAACUGGACCGUACCAUUUCGCAAAAGGGGGAGGGUUAAAUGACAAUAUGUUGAAGAACUCAAGAAAUAGACAACCUUGUUCAAUUAGCUCAUUUUACCAGAUGGAAUAUUGCAUUGUUGUUAUUUCAAAAGUCUUAUUAAAAUCAUUAAAAGCAUAUUAUCAGCCCCUUAAAGGGCCCCAUGGCAGUGCUGGGCCCCUAGAAUUGUACUAACCUUUCCCCCCCUGGCGGCGCCCAUGUAUACUGAUACUGAUUACAUUGUGUUAUAGUGUGCCUGUUGUUUUCAGCAAUGUACCAACGAAGUGUAUUAAGAUCAAAGAAGGAUUAAAAUGAUCAUUUGUUUUUCAACA
Messenger RNA from Neoarius graeffei (lesser salmon catfish), 2889 nucleotides. It is a transcript of the gene cacng6a, whose product is annotated as calcium channel, voltage-dependent, gamma subunit 6a. Lineage: Eukaryota; Metazoa; Chordata; Actinopteri; Siluriformes; Ariidae. The record is from RefSeq and is a predicted model, not a curated record. Gene Ontology annotation, molecular function: calcium channel regulator activity; voltage-gated calcium channel activity. Gene Ontology annotation, biological process: regulation of calcium ion transmembrane transport via high voltage-gated calcium channel; calcium ion transmembrane transport. Gene Ontology annotation, cellular component: membrane; L-type voltage-gated calcium channel complex. Bases 572 to 1390 code for a protein of 272 amino acids. The transcript is spliced from 6 exons.